This is a messenger RNA of Penicillium expansum, 3930 nucleotides long. RefSeq lists its product as uncharacterized. Bases 1 to 3930 code for a protein of 1309 amino acids. Gene Ontology annotation, biological process: mitotic DNA replication checkpoint signaling; activation of protein kinase activity; mitotic G2 DNA damage checkpoint signaling. Lineage: Eukaryota; Fungi; Ascomycota; Eurotiomycetes; Eurotiales; Aspergillaceae. The transcript has 2 exons. The record is from RefSeq and is a predicted model, not a curated record. Gene Ontology annotation, molecular function: anaphase-promoting complex binding.
AUGUCCUCACCAUCCACACCACGGUCGACGCGUUCCGUGUCGCCCGCGGGCGAUUCGCCGAACAUUAUUACGCCCGGGCAGAAGAUCAAGGCCAUGAUGGCGGAAUUCGACAGCGAUUCGGAAGAUGACACUCAAAUUGCCAAGUCAACAAAUGCAGUUUCGAAGCUUGAUCUAGGGCGUGAUUCGGUACUAGAUCCUCGUGCACGCGAGAAUGGCCCAUUGCAGGACUCGGAAGACGACUCGGACAGCGCAGAUGAGGUGUAUAGACCAAAAGGCCGCAUGGCUGCCCGUUUACAGGGCAAUCCUAGUCUGGCUAGACCUGAGCAUGAAGAUUCGGCUUUUGCUCGCGUGUCACAGGCCAUCCGAUCAGAAAGAGAACAGGGCGAGACGCCCCAGCAGCCCGAACCACAACCAACGCCCAUUGGCGAAUCUAGUGAUGAUGAUGAUCUACCUACGGCUGGCCCGAGCAGAAAGCAUAAAUCCAUAAACAAGUCCCCCAGCGCGGAGAACAGAACGAGCCAAACCCCUCCACAUUCCAGACCCGAUACUCCUCUCUUUGUGUCCUCUCCAGGGGAACCGCAUAACGACCCAGACACCGGAAAUGACGACACAGAAAAUACCGCGGAUAAGAAGCCUAAAGGAAACGCUCGUUUCUUGUCCCUUGUCGCUCAAAAGCGCAAGCAACGCGAGGAGCGAGAGAAAGCCGAGGCUGAAAGGAAAAAGGCCAUCCGAAGAGUUCAGUUGGAGCAGUUCAGCUCGGAGAUACUCUCAGGCGAAGAGAGUGGCGCUGAUGACCCACGUUCUGCGAGCAAGCUUUCCCAGAAGGCUCGCCAGCCCCGGAAAGCCAGCAAGAAGGCACUGGACGAGAUGAGACAGGAGACUCAGCGAAUGAGCCGUAACAUGCAACUAGCUCACCAGGCCAAGACAAAGAAGAAAAUCACCAAGGAAAGCCUCUUCGCCAAAUUCAACUUCAUGCAACCCGCCACUCCGGCCGAGCAGCUCGCGGCAAAUUCAUCGUCAGCAGUCGGAUCACAAAAUUCCUCUGAUGGAGGAGAAUUACUCACCAAAGCCAAAGAUACUCCUCAUACUUCUCCAGUUCUAGGUCAUUUGCCUGCCACUAAGUCGAACACUGAUUCUGAGCAUGCCCAAGUUCAAGCAGCUGAUGUGGAUAUGGAUGUGGACGUUGAAGAUUUGCCUGCCCCGAAAGACCUCCUGAUGCCAAACCAGCCACAUGCAUUAUCCAAGGCCCCUACAGUCCAAGAUGUCUCGACUUCUGUACCUGAACCCAAAUCCGAGGGAUUCAAAUCGAAGAGAGUUUCGCGCCCACUGACACAACCACCUAUCCGCGUGCUGCUUUCCAGACAAGCGGUAGCUGCGCAUCAAAAAGAUUCAGACGAUUCCGAUAGCGAUCUCGAGGUGGUAACAUCCCCUGGCAAGUGCCGUCGCAUUGCAGCGUUUGAGAACCUGCCUACUAGGCAGUUGCAUGAAGACCCCUCUAUGACCAAGCUCAAGGCAUUGGCACACCUGACAUCUCCUACCCGAAAAAUGACUUCCAUGAACUCCGCGGAGCUUUCUGCAAGUCUAUUAUGGCGGGCCCGACAGCAAGCGGCCAAAGAGCGCCGGGAGCGCAUUGAAGAGCUCAGGGCCAAGGGAGUUGUCAUUGAAACGGCCGAGGAGCGUGCAGCGAUGGAGGAUGACAUGGAAAACCUCGUUGACAAAGCACGCAAAGAGGCAGACGAAAUCCGCCGACUAGAGAAAGCUGCUAGGAAGAAGAGCAACGUUGACGAUGACGACGAAGAGGAUAAUGACUACGAGCUUUCCGGGUCUGAUCAGGAAGGUGAUGGUGAAGAUGAAGAUGACGACGACCAAGAGGAAGAAAACGAGCGCGUCAAUGGCGGCGGGGAUUUCGUUGAACAGGAGGCCGACGAAGACGACAAGAGUGAGGUCGCUCCUUCAGAUGUAGAGAACGAGAUGCCUACCGCAAGACGGAAGCGACGAACUCGCGUGAUUAGCGACGAUGAAGACGAGGACCAACCUCAACCGCCCUCAACGCCUGUGAGAGCCCCGAGUUAUGUCCCACAGUCCGCCGAACGACCCAACUUCCUUGGCAUGGGAACACCGGGUGAUAUGUCCCUAGGUCUUACCCAAGCAUUCGCGUCCACAUUGGAUGGCAAUGGCGCUGGCACCCAAGCGGAACCUGCCACCAUACCUUUCUCUCUCCCAGACCCUGGUCGGCCUGUCCCUCAACUUCGAAAGGAGGAAUCGGAGAUUCUUGUUCCAGACAGCCAGCCUCAGCCCCAGGAGAAAGACUUUAUGGAGGGCUACGCGCAGAGUGUGACCCGAGUAUCCGAGUCGCCUGCGCCAUAUGCCUUCUCCGAGUAUUCCCAAUCCCAGCUGCCCGACCCGACCCAGGAUGAGGGCUUUGUAUUCUCACCAUUCGAUCCUGCAAAGAGAUUCAGAGGCACCCCGCCCAUGUCCACUGUCGACACGGUCCUUGUGGGUCAAACUCAGUCACCCAUUGCUGACCGCAAGCGCAAAAUGUUGCGGCGAGGACGUGCAACUGAACUAUCUCAGGUCGACGAGAAUGAUAAUGAAGGCGACUUUGAAAUCGACGCCAAUGCCUUCAAUGUCAUGAAGAAGGAUAAGGCUAUAAAGAAGAAUCCUGCUCCGCAAUACAACAAGAAGGACAGCAAGGCGAAAGACAUUGUCGAUGAGGCCGCCGAAGAGUCUGAGGAUGAAUAUGCAGGCCUUGGAGGUCACAGUGACGAGAGCGAUGGCGAAGAAAACGCCAUUGAUCGCCAAAUGAUUAAUGACAACAGUGGCGAGGUGGUUGAUGAGAAGCAACUUGCCGCACUCAACGCGGUUCACGAUCGCAACCGCGACGAGAAAGAUGUCGCCAAGUUGAUGAGAGAUAUCACCACUGGAGCCCUCCGUCGUCGCAAGAAUGCCGAUGAUGACUUCGAUCUCGACGACUCAGAUGACGAGCACUUAGCACGUCGUCGUGAGAAGCAACGCGAGUUCGCUAAGAUGCGCCGUGCUCUCCUUGCAGACGAGAAAAUCGGCGAGAUUGCUGAGAACCCCAAAAAGGCUGCAUUCUUCAAGGCUGUUGAGGAUCGUGAAUUUGAUGAUGACUUCAAUAUUGACUUCCUGGAGGAAGAAGAGGACGGCUCCCAAGGAGGCACAUCACAGGACCCUCCCUCGGGAGAACAGUCGAAUGAUACGACGAGCGAUGGUCAGAACCGCAAGCGCCCUCUCGAACCAUCAACUGAAGAUGCAACCAACCGCCCGGCAGCUCGUCUCCGCCGCACCCCCGCCAGCGCAAUGUCAAAGAAACCAGCUACCAUAGCAGAGAUUCGUGAAACAUUAUCCUUCCUUACUGAAACUCCCGAAUAUGACUCCUUCCAUGAGGAUGCUUCUCUCGAUGAUGCAGAACACGAGGAAGAAGAUGAAGGCACUCCCGGCACUGAAGAAGGCGAUGAUGAUCACCCACAAUCGGACAGUACCUUCGCCAAACCUAGUCACCCACGCCGCACGCGCGGAGUUGUGGUCGACCGCCUUGCACUCCUCCGACAAGCAUCCUCCAACUCUGCUUCAGGCACCAACUCUGGCUCUGCAAACUCCAAGCUUGCAUUCCACAGCGGUAGCGGCGGAGAUGGUCCUAUUGGAUUCCGUCCUCCUCAACUUCUGCGUCGUGUUACGACUGGCUCAUCGUCUUCCAGUAGCUCGAGCGCCUCCAAUCGUGUCUCCAAAGCCGCAGCUUCGGGUCCCAAGAAGGGCGGUGCUGUCAACUCGUAUACAGCCGCGCGUGAACGUGAGCGUGAGAAGGAGCUUCGCAUCAAGCAGCGCAGCGGGGGAUCCAAUAUUGCCAAGUUGCUGGGUAAGCAUACUGGUGGUGGUUUGGGUGGCCUAGAUAAGGGCCAAUGGGACUAA